This is a messenger RNA of Scleropages formosus (Asian bonytongue), 5858 nucleotides long. Its product is annotated as protein crumbs homolog 2-like. The coding region runs from base 371 to 4555 and encodes 1394 amino acids. NCBI's taxonomy places the organism in Eukaryota, Metazoa, Chordata, Actinopteri, Osteoglossiformes, Osteoglossidae. The record is from RefSeq and is a predicted model, not a curated record. The transcript is spliced from 14 exons. Gene Ontology annotation, molecular function: calcium ion binding.
GUGACCACACCUCCGAGCGAGUGUUUGCACAUGACUCAGCAGGACCCAGGCAACCCUGCUGAUGUGGAGGAAGCGAACAGGACAGGUCUGAGCACCCCAGUUCAUUAACAUACAAUGCUAAGGAGAACGGUCGAGGAACAGAAGGCCUCUCUCGUGGAGUCCAGGCCGGUUUUUCCAGCCCCAGCGUGGCAGCCACCUCCCCCAGGAGGGGGGGGGGGACCACUCAGCCUCCUCUGGACUGAGAUCUCUGUCCAAAGAGCUCUCCCGUCACACAGGAGGCAUGGAGACGCUCUCCAGUACCCGCCGCUGACCAGCACAAGGCGGCCCUUCGAACCCGGGACACGCAAGAGGGGCGCUUCAUGGACUGAGGAUGUUUUCUCCGCGCUGGACUAGUCCAGAGAGCCUGCCGGACAUGGGGCGCUGGACGGUGCGCUCAACUUUCUGUGGGACAGCCCUGCUGAGCCUGACGGUCAUCUGCUGGGGAACUGCUUUCGCGGAGAUGCAGGGAAAGUGCCAUUCUUCCCCGUGCCGGAACGGAGGAACGUGCGAGAGCCAGGGGUUGGACUAUGUCUGCCACUGUCCCUCUGGUUACCAGGGGAGGGACUGCGGGACCCCGAACCCCUACUGCGUGGACGAGCCCUGCCUCAAUAACGGCACCUGCUACGCCAACGGAGGCGGCUACUCCUGUGCGUGCCUCCCGGGCUUCCAGGGGCCCCGGUGCGAGGAGGACCUGGACGAGUGUGUGUCACAGCCGUGUCGCAACGGUGCCAUCUGUGUGGAUGACGCGGGCGCCUACCGCUGCUUCUGCGUGCCGGGCUUCCAGGGCUACAACUGCGAAAUCGAUAUUGACGAGUGUGCGUCGCGGCCCUGUGAGAACAACGGCACCUGCGUCAACGGGAAGGACCGCUAUGUGUGCGAAUGCAUGCUGGGAUAUACCGGGGAAAACUGCGAGGUGGAAAUAGAUGAGUGCGAAUCCCAGCCCUGCCAGAACGGGGCCACCUGCCACGACCUGGUGGGCCGGCACACCUGCGACUGCCUCCCGGGGUUCGAGGGUCUCGGCUGCGAGGUGAACAUUGACGAGUGCGCCAGCCAGCCCUGCCUCAACGGGGGCACCUGCAACGACUUGGUGGACAGCUACGACUGCAACUGCAGGGACACUGGAUUCACCGGCCUGACCUGCGGGGAGGAAAUCCUGGAGUGCAAUUCGAACCCCUGCCAGAAUAACGCCACCUGUCAGGAGGAGAUCAACCGCUACACCUGCAUUUGCUGGAACGGGUUCGAGGGCGAGCACUGCGAGGUCGACGUGGACGAGUGCGCGGCGCGGCCCUGCAGGAACGGCGGCAGGUGCCUGCAGAAGUCGGACGUCUCCGCCUACGGAGACCCCACGGAUUUCAACUAUGCGAACGCGGCCGGUUACCUGUGCGUCUGCCCACCUGGAUUCACAGGGGAAACGUGUUCGGAGGAUGUGGACGACUGCAAGUACCUGCCCUGUCGGAAUGGGGGCACCUGCAAGGACCAGACCAAUGCGUACCAGUGCCUGUGCCUACCUGGCUUCACAGGUGUGGACUGCGAGGUGAAUAUCGACGAAUGCCAGAGCGAGCCUUGCCAAAACGGCGCCCGGUGCGAGGAUUCCGUCUCUGGGUACAAGUGCCGCUGCCCUGAGGCUGGACCCGGGGAGGUGCCAUGGGGCGGCGACCACUGUGAAGUUCCCCUGAUAGGCUGCCGUGACCACCUGUGUGAGAACGGCGCCACCUGUGCGCCCUUGCUGGUGGAGGGCCAACACAGUUACAUCUGCCACUGUUCGCCGGGUUUCCACGGCAGCCACUGCAGCCAUGCCACAACGUUCUCAUUCUCCCGCCAGAGCUUCGUCCCCCUUCCGGCACUCAGACCCGACAGGCUGCCAGAGGUCCAUCUGCGCUUUCGCACCACGCUGCCCGACGGGGUCCUGUUCUACAGAGGAGACGGGGACAGCUACCUGACCCUGGAGGUCACAGGGGGGCGUCUCCGUGCUGCGGUUGCCAUUGGUAACGCAGAGAUUUACCUGUCGCUCCCUGGCCUGGUGCACGACAGCGGGUGGCGUGACGUUCACCUGGUGCUGAACGGAAGCCUCCGGCUGGAACUGAGAUCACCAGGCUGCGGUGUCACCAGCUGCUGGGCGGAGAACGGUAGUGCCACGCUCCACCACCUCCGUGUUCCCGCCUCCUUCUCAGAAGCCUUCGUGGGGGGCACAGAGCUGGGAUACCUGGGCAACACGGCGAGUCAGGUGGGGUUUGUGGGCUGCGUGCAGGACCUGGCUAUCGACUCCGUGCCGGUACUCCCGCAGUACUUCCCUGAGGGGUCCGGGGUUCAAAUGGGCUGCAGCAAGACCGACUGGUGCCAUUCGGAGCCGUGCUCCAACCGUGGUCGCUGCGUCGACCGGUGGACCAGCUUCUACUGCGACUGCCGGAGGCCCUUCUACGGUGACCGCUGUGAGAAAGAGCACCCAUCCUGGACGUUUGGUCACGAGGACACGGUGAGCUACGCGUCCUACGACAUUGGCGGGAUUCCGGGAGCGCGCUUCGCGGUCUCGUUCCUCCUGCGCUCGCGGAAGAGGGACGGCUUGCUGCUUCAGCUGAGGCGAAAGGGGGCGCCGUACUUCACCAUCUACCUGCAGGCCAGUGAGGUGCACAUUCGGGGCCCCUCUCAUGAUCAAACCCUGGCCUCAAUAUUAGUCGCAACCGGAGAGUGGUGUCUGCUGAUCAUGGAAGCUCGCAAUGGCUCCAUAGCAUUCCGGGAAGGGGAGAGGUCGGAAAGGUCGUUCACGUUCCUGGGAGUGGCGGCGGAGGCAGGAGAUGUGGCGUUUGUUGGCGGCCUGCCGGAGGGAGAGGACACGGAGCCCUGGGGGGGUCACUUCAAGGGCUGCCUGCAGGACUUGCGUCUGUUCGGCGAACAUCUGAAGGUGCUGAACAUCACAGCGGGAGCGCGUGACCUCGAAAGUGCGGACCAGGUCUGCUCUCUCAAAGAAGCGCGCAACGUGCAGUUGGGCUGCAACAGCGACGACUCCUGCCGGCCACAGACCAAUGGGGUGGAGCUGUGCAAGAAUGGAGGCAGGUGCCGAGUGACCUGGAACGACUUCACCUGCGACUGUCCCUCCAACUUCACGGGCCGCAGGUGCGAGAGACGCGUGUGGUGCGCGAGCGACCCUUGUGCUGCAGGAAGCCGCUGCAAGGACCUCCCUGAUGGAUACGAGUGCCUCAGCAACGCAACUUUCGAGAAUGAUGGCCUACAGUACAAAGCCAACGGCUCCCUGGUUGACCCAGUGACCAGGAUCAGCAUGGAGCUUCGAACCCGGGAGGAGAACGGAGUGAUACUGCGUGCCUUCAGCGGGGCGGAAUUCUUCUGCGUGGGCCUCCUCAACUCUUCCUUGUUGGUGAAGAUCCGCACUGGGAACAACGUGGAGGCCCUGGCCUUCACCAGCAUGCAGCCGCUGUCGGACGGUGACUGGCAUCAAGUACGGGUCGCCAUGGCCGACCCGCAGCAGGGCUCCUCCCGCUGGAUGAUGGCGGUGGACGGGGAGCGGAGCGGCAUUAGCCUGGCCGCCGCCGGGGACCUCAGCUUCCUCAACGAGUCAACGGUGUACCUGGCGGAGAACUUCACGGGCUGCCUGGGAGAGGUGAGGGUGGGUGAGGUCUACCUGCCCUUCUUGAGCGACGGCGCCCCGCAGUCGGCCCGGUUCGUCCGGCAGGGCGCGGAGGAGGUCCGUCUGGGAUGCACGGGUUCCCCUGUGUGCCGCCCGAACCCAUGCCUCAACAACGGCACGUGUGAGGACCUCUUCGACCUCUUUGGCUGCGUCUGCGCCCCCGGCUGGGAGGGUCCGCGAUGCCAGGAUGACGUGGACGAAUGUGCCUCCGCACCCUGCGUCCGUGGGACCUGCACAGACCUCUUGGCGGACUUUGAGUGCAAGUGUCCCCGUGGUUACGGGGGAAAGGCCUGCGAAGAUGACCUGGAUGACUGCCGGGGGCACAGUUGCAUGAACGGGGGAAGCUGUGUGGACGGAGUGGACAGCUACACCUGUGCCUGUCCUCCCAACUUCACAGGACUGCUCUGCCAGUGGAUCUUCCCGUCACCGCGCUGUGAGCAUGACGUGCAGUGUGAGAAUGGUGCCACCUGCACAGAAGCCAUCUGGGGAGCCAACUGCACCUGCGCACCUGGAUUCACGGGUGACAGGUGUGAAGUGGAGGUGGACGAGUGCGAGUCGAACCCCUGCCAGCAUGGCGGCUCCUGCGUCGACCGACUCGACGGGUUCCAGUGUGUGUGCAUGCCGGGAUUUGCCGGCAGCCACUGUGAGAACAGCAAACAAGAGCAGAAAGAAGGGCUCCCCCUGCUGGUCGUCGCCGUCCCGGUGGCCUGCUGCUGUAUACUGCUGGCUGCCGUCGGCCUGGCCGUGAUGGCGCUGACGGCACGGAGGAAGCGUCAGUCGGAGGGCACCUACAGUCCGAGUCAGCAGGAGGUGGCAGGAGCACGCUUGGAGAUGGACAGUGUGCUCAAAGUCCCCCCAGAGGAGCGGCUCAUCUGAGCUCCGCCCCCUCCGUGAGGGUGGGUGCAUAGGGGGGAGGAGUGUCUGAGGAACUAAAAGGACUCCACUGAAGUGGUUGGCAGGAUCUUCCUCCUAGGUGUUCAUAUGGCUGGAGAAACACCUGAGGAGUUACAGGGAGGCACAAACGUGAGACUUGUCAGCUGUGGCAUCGGCCCCCCCCUACCCCCCCGGAGUUGCUGGGAACAGAGGUGCACGGGGGAGGGUAAGCGAGUGACUGGCGAAUCCCAGGCCUCCCCCAAACUGGCAUCUUCGCAGGAAGUCCGCGUCAGCCUGGUUCCCUGGCACAGGCGAGCACUGCGUCCCGUUUGACCCCGUGGCUCUAGGAAACAGCCGUCUCCAGCAGAACUAUAGUUGACACGCUAACCGGCUAACCAUUAGCUUAGCGCUCGCUUCGCUGAUUGGCCGCUCGUUCCCUUUGCCUGGUGAACACGACUCCCAUGGUGGGGGUCUCUGUUUCAUCUCUCCAUCUGUGAAGCGAAACGGAACGGCGUAGCUGUCGAAAAGCAAAAAAAAAAAAAACACCGCCUGCAUCACUUCUCGACAUUUCCUCAGAUUUUCUAACGCUUGGGUUUGGCUGUGACUCGUCCUUCGCCCGGUCGAGGAUGUGCGCCCUGGUCUCCGUCUGCUGUUGACCAUAUCACUGUAUAGCCGCUCCUAUCUGAUUUGCCAUCCAGUGUCCAAUCAUCUGACAGGGUUGAAAGUGGUCAUCUUUCAGGGACACCCCAUUUCUCCAUUUGGGGGUGCUGUUAUUAACGAAACAUCCCUUUGUGCAGUUUUCACAAUUGGUCCACCUUCCAGUCUUGGCUAGCCACCACCUAACUCCACACCCAUUUCUGACCAGUUCAUGAGUAAAUAAAUGAAUAAAUAAAUAAAAACCUCCUCUCAGGAGACUGAGAGCAUAGCUCUGGCCAGGCAGCCAAUCACAAGCCAUGCCCACCCAGCUCAUUAGCAUUGCUGCUCGGGGGCAGUGGACACGAGAGUCCUGGCUACGGUUGAUCAGAACGCUGUGGAGAGACAAUCACGUCAGCUUUAUUGUAACUGUUUCAUAAACAUUGCUUGUUUUUGUCUUAGUUUUUAUAAAAAGUUGUGAAUUAUCCUUAUUUUUUAGCUGUCUACUGCACACGAUAACUUUGAAGGUACUGACACUGGAGUGUUUUUUAUUAAACCAUGUAAACCUCUUGUUAAUUCAUGCAUACUGGUGACUCUGUAAUGCAGCUUCCAAAGCAAACAAAGCUACAGUGUGCAGCCAGUGUGUGUCGUGACAACACUGUUUAGGCACCAA